GACAGAGUUGAGAGGAGAGUGGGAGAAACUGAGAGAGAGUAGGAGGAAUGAAAAUGAGAGUUUAUAUGCCAGUCAGCAUCACAACUGGAUGCACAGCAUUUCAUCAGCACAGACCUUUAUGUUAUGUAAAGCAAGGGGUGUCUGGAGAAAUUCUUAGCACUGGAAACCAACCAACAGUUCCCCAGUCAGUGUGAUGCCACAAGUCUCCUCAUCAUUUUACCCAUCACAGCUACUCAAAGAAAUAUUAUACCCUUGUGCUCUCAGCAGAACUAUAAUCGUCCGGCAAGUGCUGAUGCCCCUCAAAAUACCUUCACAGUGUUUUCUAAAACCAUCUCAAAUGGUCUCAUUCUUCCCCUCAUUCUAAGCAAAUUUUCACCAUAAAUAAUGUAAUGUUAUUGAAAUUUCUACACAAGUACUAAACAGUAGUUUUAAAACAGAGAAAGAGAAGGACAGCACAGCGUUUAUGUCAAACGUGAAACUGCACAAUCUUUGUUGUGCUCAUGGCAAAAAAUAAGAGUUCCUCAAUCUUAGAAAAAUGGGAUUCCGCACCAAUUGAACAGUCAUCUGAACCCAUUUUUAAAACCCCUUCUCCGUUUUGGAAUCAGGAUUUGAUAUUCAGAAGACCUAGACAAGUACGGGAAUCCACACCUGAUGUUGUCACAGGUGGAUUUAACUUUUAUUCUUACAGCUGUGAUCUAGGCUCUGUCACGACCCCAGACCUCUCUUGUGUUAUAGGAGGAAAUCCAAUCCACCCUUCACAGAGUCUGAACUCUCCUAGUAGGAGAUAUCUACCACCUUCAUCAAAAUUACUUGUCACUAACCCAAACAUGCUGCACAGUCUUGGAAGAAGUACUUCAUACUGGAAUUAUUCAACUCCAGAAGUAGGACAUGGACCUGUCAAAGGUUUCAGAAAGCUGGAAAAUCCACAAAUCGACCCAUUGUCAGCUUCAUAUUUUUAUAGAGGGGUUGUUAGGGAUACGCUAAGAAGCGAUAUUCCAACUCAGGAAGUCAAAUCAUGCAUGCAGAGAGAGAGACCGAGAUAUUCACACUGGUACCACGAACCGCAAAAUCAGAGAAUCUGCUCCAAAAGAGAUCAUGAGAGACAUUACGUGAAAAACAACCCACUUCUAGGUUCUUUAUUACAUACAGAUUCUAAUAGAGAAUAUUUUAAACACAAUAUGGAGUACAACCAUCACCAGCAGCUAGAUUUGAAUUACUCUACUCAUGCUGUGCCUGAAGAAUCAAAGCAGGAAAGUGAAAAGCUAAAGAGCGAGGAGCUCCCCCUGCUGGUCUGGAGAGAAGAAGCAGAAAAACACAAUCAACAAACGAACACUAGCACACACCCUAAAUCCUCCUCUUCUGCCCUGAGGGUUCUCCGUCGCUUUGCAGAAGGCUCUUUGGUGGAGCUUGAGGGCGGUCGACUGAAGCGGGUGGAGGAUUUAAAGAUGGAUGAUUUGGAGAGGUGUGCUCAAUUACAUCCUGAGCUGACGCUGAGGCGUUUCACUGUGUUGAAGAUGACACCUUCAAACACGCCAACGCUGUCAUGUUUACAUCUGGAGAUUGAGCACGACCAUUCACAGUUGUCUCUGGAGGUGAGUGAAGGGCUGCCUUUCUUCGUUUGUGGGCACGGCUGGUCUUCCUGUAACCCUCGACACACAAGUCAAACCUGCAGACUACAAUGCCGUCAACUAAAGGUGGGUGAUGUGUGCCUGGCACUAACGCAGAUGCCCACCUCUUCAUCUCAGCCUGCCAACCAGAGCCUAGCUGAAGUGGGUGGAGAUCACACAGUCCCAAAGUUUAAUGCCGAAACCAACCCCACACUGCAGAAAGAAACUAAAUCAAGAAAGAGACACUUCACAGCUCCUGAACUCAGGGAAAUUUCCAAGGUACGCCACACCGAAGACUGAGCAGCUAAAGGCUAAAUCAUUUACUGUGGAAUUAUAACAAAACAAAACAAACAAAAAAAUCUCAGACUUACAUUUAAAACAGUUUUUAAUUGUACAUAAGUCUUUGUACAUUGUAAAUACCAUCUUUUUAAAGCAAAUAUGUGUACAUAGUAACUGCAAUGUUACCAAAUCAAUUACACUACCGUUCAAAGGUUUAGGGUCAGUGAGUUUAUUUUUUUAAUAAAUAUUUUUAAUGAUGAUAUUUUAUUAAAUUGGUAAAACAUGAGAUUACAUUAUUUUUAUGUUGUUAAAAAAAUUAUUUUAAAUAUAGAACUUUCUUUUACACUUUAUAUUCAUCAAAGAAUUCUGCAAAACGUGUCAAGGUUUCCACAAAAGUUCUAAGCAGCACAAAAAAAAAAAUUCCAACAUUGAUAAUAAAAAAAUCUAUAUAUAUCUUGAGCACCAUAUCAACAUAUUAAAAAGAUUUAUGAAGGAUUAUGUGACCGACUGAGAGGUCAUGAAGACUGGAGUAAUGGCUGCUGAAAACUUUGAUUUGCCAUCGCAGGAAGGAUUUUAAAAUUUGAAAAUAUUAUAAUAAAAAGCAUAAUACAAUAUAAUGUAAUAAUAUUUCACAAUAUUACUAUUUUUGAACAAAUCAAUGCACCAUAGUAGAUUAUAAGAAAAAAAGAGAGAAGAAAAAAAACAUCUUUCAGGCCCCAAAACGUUUGAACAGUAGUUUAUUAUGUCACAAAAUACAUAUCAGACCUCGUUACAACAUUCUUAUAACAACUAACAGCCACAAAAUGUGAUAUUACAGUAGUUAUUUUUGUUGUGCAGUCUAUAUUUUUCUGUAUGCACAUGCAUUUGUAUCAAGAACAUCCUAAAAACCCUGUACAAUGUCUGAUAUUCAAUUUUUUGACUUCAUGUCUAUUAACCUGGUGGAAAUCUAUACUGUACUCCAAAAGCUGACAAAAUAAACUUAUCAUAUAUUAAUAUUAAUGACUUAAUUUCCUAACUCAGGGGUAUAUGUAAUAAAAUAUUUUUGUUUUCACUGUAUAUAGUAUUCAACCCACGGAUGUUUAAAAUAAACCUGUUAUCAUUUCCAUUCAUCUUAAUGACAGCUGCUUUGACGCCCCCGAUGUAUGUGACCUCACAAGAUAACUAGAAGGUAUUUGCUAAAUUAAACAUGCAAUAUAAUGAGGGCAUGUAACAAAUAAUGUAGCAGAGUGAAAUCAAAAACCAUUGCUUUGACUUCCUGGAACAGGCACCCAUCAUUUGCAUGUCUAUUUCACAUCUUGUGCAAUAUACAAUGGGGUCUAAAAAUCUGCAACCACAUAGAAAUUCUGCAACUCAAACCUGGAAAUAACCAGAGUUUUAAACACAGGCACAUUAUGAUUUAAAAUUAAAAAGAGAUAUUUAAGACUAUGAAUUUAUCCACUGAAGCGCAUAAGAUCAACAACGUAAGAUCAAAUGCAUGCCUUUAU
Messenger RNA from Carassius gibelio (silver crucian carp), 3370 nucleotides. RefSeq lists its product as uncharacterized. Lineage: Eukaryota; Metazoa; Chordata; Actinopteri; Cypriniformes; Cyprinidae. The record is from RefSeq and is a predicted model, not a curated record. Bases 501 to 1907 code for a protein of 468 amino acids. Gene Ontology annotation, cellular component: nucleus. The transcript has 3 exons. Gene Ontology annotation, biological process: nervous system development; negative regulation of transcription by RNA polymerase II. Gene Ontology annotation, molecular function: RNA binding; protein binding.